Molecule: messenger RNA, 5901 nt
Organism: Mobula hypostoma (lesser devil ray)
Lineage: Eukaryota; Metazoa; Chordata; Chondrichthyes; Myliobatiformes; Myliobatidae
Product: 52 kDa repressor of the inhibitor of the protein kinase-like
Exons: 5
Coding region: 327-4301 (1324 amino acids)
Source: RefSeq, a predicted model, not a curated record
AGGAUGUUUGAAACCUGAAAGAACAGAAACAGGUCAGGCAAUGUGUGGGGAAGGGAGAAGGGGCGAAGAGUGGGACUGUGUCUGGAGAGUGGGGGCCGAAAGUGUUGUUGCCGGAAGAUAACACAGAAACUCGAGCAGGCGACGUCAAAGCGCUGGAUGGGAUCGCAGGCAGCGUACGCGAUGACGUAAGCGCGUUGGAGUACGCACGGUGUUCGACGGUUGGAGUUACGGCCUUUAAUCACUUCACAUUGAGCCCAAAGCGGCGGCGUUAAAACAAACAAAACCAUUGUUUUGUUCAGUGUCGGGUAAAACGCCUAGCGAAGACAAUGCCGAACUUCUGUGCGGCGCCCAACUGCAGCAGGAAGAGCACCAACUGCCCGGAGAUCCCUUUCUUCAGGUUCCCCAAAGACCCCGCGAGGUGUCAGAAAUGGGUGGAGAACUGUCGGAGAGCAGAUUUAGAAAACCGUUCUGCUGAGCAGCUUCACAAACAAUACAGGCUGUGUGCGAGACAUUUUGAAGAAUCUCUAAUAUGCACAAAUAGCCCUUACAGAACAGUCCUCAAGGAUAAUGCUGUGCCAACCUUGUUUGACUUGACAAGUCAUCUCAAUAAACCAGAAGGCAAACACAGAAAGCACAAGAUGAUAAAAGAGCUGAGUGAGGAAGAUCUGCUAAGGGUGAAGGCACCAAGAACUGAUGGUGAUGUCCUGAGAGGUCUACAGUGCAAACAGGAGGCAAUCAACGAAAUGGAAAAAACAGACCUGGAAGGUGCAACAGAAAACAUUGAGGAAUCUACUCUAAUGGAAGAAUCUUUGAACUUAACACCUGAAGAGAAAGGGAAUAAAGAAUUUCUCAAAGUUUUAUUUGAAACUGUACUGCUAUUGGGGCGGCAAAAUGUUCCAUUGGGAGGCUCUGCUGCUGAAAACGCACAUAAUUUGUGCAAUACUCCCGAUAACGUUCAAGCACUGUUGGAGUUCAGAAUGAAUGCAGGUGAUGAAAUUCUACGUAAGAGGUUUGAGACCACUGCAGUGAAUGCAGUCUAUUGCCCAAAGAGCCUGCAAAAAGACCUUCUGGAUAUUUGUGAAAUGUGCAUACGGGAAGAGGUGCUCAGAGAAGUACGUGACAGCAAUUUCUUCUCCAUCAUAACUGACGAUGUGAUCAAUAUAGCAGGGGUUAACCAUGUCUCUCUGUUGAUUAGGUUUGUAGAUGAAUCCGAUUCACUAAGGCAAGAGUUUGUUGGGUUCAUACCAUGCGAGUUAGAUGGAGAGUUUUUAGCCAGCCGGAUCCACGAGACCCUCACAGAAAAAUGGGGACUGAAUUUGUAUUACUGUCGUGGACAAGCCUAUAAUGGCUCUGGGAAUAUGGCUUACAAAAAGCAAGUCGUCGUAGCUAGCAUCUUACAACAGUGUCCAAAGGCUUUGUGCACUCCCUGCUCCUCCUACCCACUAAAUAUAUGGAUGGCAAAGUCCAGCCUGAUAUUUGGUAUAAACCUGGUGUUAAGCUUGAUGGAAAAUAUUGUCUCAUUUUUCAGUUUAUCACCUCAGCUCCAAAAAGUUUUUGAAGUUAGCAUCAACAGUGUCUAUCAAACGAAUGAGAAAUUGGCAAAAGAGCUGAAAAAGCUUUUCCAAAUCAAUUGGUAUGAAAGGCAUGACACUUUUGAGAUUCUGGCAGAUCUUUACGAAGUGUUGGUGACCUGCCUGGACGAGAUCAGCUAUGAUACAUGCGGUAGGUGGAAUUCUGAGAUAUCGACCCAGGCCAGUAUGCUGUCAUCCACCAUGCGAGAUUUUGAAAUUGUUGUAUCUCUGAUGGUCCUGAAGAAUGUCCUCUCCUACACAAGAGCCUUUGGCAAAAACCUCCAGGGUCAAGCUUCAGACACCUAUUUCGCCUCAAGCACUUUGACUGCUGUCCUCCAUUCGUUGAAUGAAAUGAGGGACAAUAUUGAAGUAUACCAUGAGUUCUGGCUGGAGGAAGCCACCAACCUGUCCUUGAAAAUGGGGAUUGAAGUAAAGUUGCCAUGGAGGUGCCGUCGGCAACCUCAAAAUGAAGAGGUGUCCGAGGAGACCCCGGAAAAUUACUACAAGGAGGCCAUCACUGCACCAUUUCUAGAUCACGUAAUUUUAGAAAUUGAGGAUAUGUUCUCAGAGCAGCAGUUAAAGGCCCUCAAGUGCCUGUCGUUGGUGCCCUCUGUUAUGGCACAGCUUAAGUAUAACACUGGAGAGGAAAACAUGGCUGAUCUGUAUAAAGAUGACCUCCCAAAUCCAGACACCCUUUCAGCAGAAUUGCACUGUUGGAAGAUAAAAUGGAAGCACCGUAGCCGCGAUGUCGAGCUACCCAGCACAAUCUUCGAGACUCUUCGUCACCCGGACAUCAAGUUCUUUCCGAACGUGUACACUCUGCUCAAAAUUGUCUCUAACCUUCCGAUCAUCAAACUUGAAACUGACAAGUGUGAUGUUGGCAGGAAGCGGCUUAAAUCCUACUUGAAAGUCACUCCGGUUGAGGAGCGAACGGGCAGUCUGGCACUGAUCCACAUCAAUUACGAUGCAAAGCAUGACUACGACAUGAUGGUGGAUACCUUCGCAAAGUUGUACCCAGAGAAAAUGCAACUGCCGCAUGUGACAGAUUCGGAUAACGUGGAGGUAAACAAUCAUGGUGGCAACAGGGUAGAAAUAAACAAUUUGGGUACAGGUGCUGCUCCGUUGUACGAGGUUGAUGGUGACUGUGUGGCACUGGUGAGCGGCAUAGUGUUGCAUCACCAGUCGCCAGGAACGAUCCUGGAGGCCUGCCAGAACCCAGGCAAGAAUGUCAUAGAAGUGACCCAGCACCCAGUGGGGAGCACUGUGGAGCUGCAACAGCUUCCCGUCAGUGGCACUAUGAUAGUGACCCAGCAUUCGACAGAACACCACCCUGAAGGGGUCCAGCAGGUGGGGAGCAACGUGGAGGUCCAGCAACAUCACAUCGAGGGAAGGGUGGUGGAGGUCAUCCACCAUCCGGAAGUGAAUGGGGCAGAGCUGCAGCAUCGCUCAGAGGUGAACGGUGUGGAGCUAGAGGACCAUCAGGAGGAGGUUAUUGAGGUGAGCCAUCAUUCGGAGAUGAGAGCUGUAGAAUUUGAACCAACGUUGGAGGAGGGUGGUAUGGUGGAACUGGAGCACCACGUACAAGGUGUCGCUGUGGCACUACAGCACCAGGUCGACGGAAGUACGGUGGAGCUACAGCCUGAAAGCAACACAGUGGAGAUGCAUCGUCCUGAAGCAAGUGCCGUAGAGCUGAGCCACCACACAGAAGAGAGUGCUAUGGAGGUUGAUCAUUACCCAGAGUCCAGCACUGCGGGCUUGCAGCAGCAUCUGGCGCCCAGUGCCAUAGAACUGCGACACCAAAUCCAACCAGAGCCCAUAACCACAGAGAUCUUAUGCCAUGCAGAGACCCGAGAGGGAGAAGCACAGCACAGCCUGGAACCUGUCACUGUGGAGGUUCAGCAUCCCCCCAAUCCCAGUGAGGCAGAGUCACAGCACCAUCCGGAGCCAAGACAUCCAGAGCCUGCUGGUACAAAUACACAACACCAUUCUGAACCUGUUGCCAUGGUCACCCAGCACCCCUCAAAACCUGUCACUACAGUGAGAGAGCACCACUUCAAGUCCACCUCUUCAGAGAUACAACAGCAUUCUGAGCCCAGUGCCAUAGUAAUUCAGAGCCACCCAGAGGUUGUUGCUGAAGAGAUAGAGCACUAUACUGAAUCUGUCACUGCAGGAUCUAAUGCCGCUGUAAUCCAGAGCUAUCCUGAGCCUGUCACCACAGUGAUACGGCAGCAUCCUGAGCCUGUUACUGUGCAGAUACAUCAGCAUCCGGGGCCUACUGUAAUGGUAAUCCAAAGCCGCCCAGGGUCUACAGUCACAGAUCCUGCAUCCAGUGCCUUGUUGAUCCAGCAACACCCUAAGCCCAUCACUACAGAGAUACAGCACCAUUCAGAGACUGGUGUCAGAGACGUACACCAUCACCCAGGACCUAAUGCACUGGAAUUACAGUCACAUCUAGGAUCCGGUGAAGUGGUUGAGGUCUGUCCACAGGUAAGCACAGUGAAGUUAGAGCACCAUUCGGUCGCAGGUGUUGUGGAAUCCAGCACGGUGGAGCUGGAGAACUGUUCAGAGGCAGAUGGAGGCACAGUGGAAGUGGACAGUAUGAGUGCCUGUACUCAGGAUGUUCAUGAAGGAAUAAAUAUUCUGGAAGUUAAAAAUUCAGAAGAAAGCAAUUCAGAAACGAACAUUUCUAGUGUAAGUAAUGUAAAUAAGUCUGAAGUAGCUGUACAAUAAAAUGAUUCCUUGUUCUACUUUGAGUAAAUUUAAUACAAUCUGCAUCAAAAUCUCUGAUUGGGCAUGUUUAAAUGAAGACUCUUGCAUGGCUUUCCUCAGAGAUGUUCAUUAAGAGGGAAAUAUCAUAAUUCUGGAGUACUGUCAUUCAUUGUCGUAUUUACUUAACAUCUCUCUGCACCCACCUUUCCUUCUUGCUUUGCCUUACAAUAGUAGAGAACUUAAUGUCCAUCUACAAUUACUUGUGAUUUUAAGCAUUGGUGCCCUGGGCCAAAAUGAACAAUGAGGGAAUCUUGCCAAAGACCCAUUUACAUGAAAGGCCUGCCCUGUGAUUAUUGAGUGCCGUGCUCUCUACUGAUACUGUAAUCACUAAGUUUAUAAAAAGUUGAUGUCAGAUAAGGAACUACACUAUUGAGUGACACAUGAACAAUGUGUUUGUUUAUGUAAAAUUCUCAGUGUUUUAAGUAUAUAGCAUCCCUGCCUAGGUACAUUUAGUGUUGAAUUCGAACACCUUGAGCUGUGUGACUUUUCUUCAAUGCUUUGUACCAGCUCAUGCUAAGAAUUACCAGGCUUACACAGUCAUACAUUGUGUUCUGAGCAAUGGUGGGAGCUUCUUUGAUUUUAGUCCUUCCUCCCCAAGUACUCCUCUCCCUACUCUGAAUGUCCCAAUUAGUGUGCAGACCACUUGACUGAACGUCUUGUUACCCUGGUUACUGUAGCUCUAUGUUGCAAUAUUCAAUCAGACUUGCCCAAUGAGGUUUAUUUAAACUUUAUAACAAUAACUAUCUUUAAACAUCUCAUUCAUUCUACGUUGUAUAUUUGAAUAAUAAUUAAAUAGACCAUGCAGAGUGGGACCACUAUGUUCUCAAACUUUUUGGAAAUUUGUGGAUAUUUUCAGAAGUGACUGGUACAUUUGUUACUUUUCCAUCCUUCCACCAGCGAUGUUUGACACAUCAUCAAAAAGGUUAAAUGUGAGGAGGAAGAAUUUUUUUUUUAUCCUUGUAAGACCUAUCCUCUUAACAUUGGAGAAGAUCUGUGUGCUGGAUAAUAUGUCAAGACAAGAAGAGUUACUUAAAAUCUUGGUCACUGGCAUUUGUUUUCCAUGCAUAUGUUCUCAUUACUGUAAAAAGCCUAGAGAAUUAUGGGUUUUAUACCCAUUUAUUGAUGUUAGUGAGGUUAUUUGAGGUGAAUGGCGCAUUUGGGGAAGGAAGGAAUCUCCUGCAAUUGCACAGUAUUUUAAUUGAUUGGAAUGUAAUUAAAUUCCAUAUUGCAGUGGGAAUUGAUCUGAAAGGUUUGCUAAAAUAAUUACUGGGAGAAGUACUUCUUGCUCCCUCAGCUUCCCUAGCUUAAAUAUCUCUUGACAAUCAUAUGAAUACACAUUCAGCACUCAUGCAAAAUUAAGAAUUUGUUUAACAAAGGGUUUGGUGGGGGAGCGGGGGAAUCUGCAGCUAAUUAUUCAAAUAUAUUCAAAAUGUGUCCCUUAUAUUUUGAAGUUGCACCUUGGAGUUCAUUUGAAAAAUUAUUUCUGCAAAUUGAAUGUCUUUUUCCGUCCUGAAUACUUUUCUUUAAUUCUUCCAUCUGGGGAAAAUGUUAUUCUUCUUGU